This is a messenger RNA of Anopheles bellator, 4746 nucleotides long. RefSeq lists its product as uncharacterized. Gene Ontology annotation, cellular component: ciliary inversin compartment. Gene Ontology annotation, molecular function: protein binding. NCBI's taxonomy places the organism in Eukaryota, Metazoa, Arthropoda, Insecta, Diptera, Culicidae. The transcript is spliced from 7 exons. The coding region runs from base 1 to 4746 and encodes 1581 amino acids. Gene Ontology annotation, biological process: protein localization to ciliary inversin compartment. The record is from RefSeq and is a predicted model, not a curated record.
AUGGAGCCGCGCAGUGAACCCCGGAAUCGAACGUCACCUGUGAAGGUGAAGAAAAAGUCCACCAAGCACACGGUCAAGUUUAAGGAUCAGAGCGACCAGGAGGUGCUGGUGGUGACGGUUGAGCCGCCGUCCCCGUCGACCGGCUCCCCGGAGCCCGCGAGCACCGUCACCUUCGCUCUGCCGCCGCUCGGUGCCCCGACCCGCGCGCCCAAACCUCCGCGCCCUCCGACCGUCGCGAAGCCCUCGAGCGAAACGCGGGCACCGCCCAGGAAGGACACCCCCAAGAAGGCACGGUCCGGCGAGCAGCGGUUGGCCGAAGGAUGUACCUCGCUAAUGUACGCCUGCCAACAGGGUCUUACCGGUGAUAUAUUGAAGGAACUGCGACAAAAGCCGAGCGCCGUACACCGACGGGACAGGAGCAACAAAAGUGCCUUACACUACUGCAGCAGCGCCCAGGACAUUGCGGCCGCCGCCAGCGUUGCCAUGGUGGCGCCCGAGCUGAUCGAGGCCGCCGACGAGGACGGCUUCACGCCGCUACACCUGGCUGUGAUACAGGGCAACCUGCAGCUGGUCAACCUGCUGCUGGCCAACGGGGCCGACGUCAACGCGCUCGACAACGAGGGUCACUCGGUCGUGCACUGGGCCACCGUGUGCGGCGAAGGGGAGGCGCUCCGGGCCGUCCUGGCAGCCGGGGCCGACGUCUCGACACCGGACAUCAACGGGGGCAGCCCCCUGCACUACGCGGCCCAGAUGUGCGGGGCCAACUACGAGGGCAAGACACCGCGCGCGUCCGCGAAGCUCGCGCUGGAGAUCCUUGGCACGCUGCUCACCCAUCCGGACACUUCCGGCGAGGUGGAGGACAAGGACGGCCGGCAGCCGUUGCUGUGGGCCGCAUCCGCCGGCUCUGCCAAGGCUGUCCUGGCGCUGAUCAAGGCCGGGGCCCACGUCGAGAGUGCCGACAAGGACGGCUUGACGGCGUUGCAUUGCGCGGCUUCGCGUGGCCACACCGAUUGCAUCGACACGCUGAUCAACCUGUGCGGAGCGCACACGGAUCAGAUCGACUCGAACGGAUGCACGGCGCUACACUACGCCGUGACGCUCGGACACGCGGACGCAACGUCGCUGUUGCUGCGGCUAGACGCGGACCCGAACCGGCAGGACCGGAAGGGCCGCACUCCGGCCCACUGUGGCUGCGCCAAGGGCCAGAUGGAGACGGUCAAGAUACUGCACGCCAAGCGAGGCAAUCUGUGGUUGCGCAACGCGAAAGGAGAUCUGCCGGUGCACGAUGCGGCCUGUUCCGGGCGCCGUCAGCUCGUCCAGUGGUUGCUGCAGCUGAAACCGAAGCACAUCAACACCCCGAGCAACGAUGGCCGCACGUUGCUGCACAUCGCAGCCGGACACGACAACGUGGACAUGUGCAAGUUGCUCCUGGAGCUCGGGGCCGACGUGAAUCUGCUGUACCGGCCGACUUCGAAGAGUGCCGCCCUGACGCCACUCGAUUACGCGCUGGCGAAGGGCUACCGAUCCACGGCCAAGUACCUGCAGGUGCAGGGAGGACUGCCGGCCAACAAGCUGCGGUUGUCGGGCCGCCAGGCGAAGAUCCUGCCCGAUCUGGACCGGGUCGAGCCGCUGAAGCUGACCGAGAAGGAGGAACUGAUCGACCUGAAGACCUCCCGGCGGUACAUCGUGUACCUGAACUCGAAUUCCGAGUCGGACGGCGGGGAGGACGAGCACCGGAAGAGCCGCCACAAGCGGAAACCGGCGCACGGGGGGCGUCGGGGCAAUCGGAGGACAAGCAGCUGCAGCGACACGGUGUAUCUGUACCGGGAGCCAGGACCGGCGACCGGAACGGGUGACCUCGGGAGGUCGCGGAGCACCGCCGAGUUGCGCCCGGCCUCGUCCGGGUCUUCCGCCUCGUCGACGGCCAGCACGAGCGGGUCGUCGUCGGAUGGCUGCUGUCGGCAUGUGCGGCGCCGGAAGCACCAGUGCUACAGGAAGUGCUCCUCGAAGCGCGGUUCCCACUCCAAGCACCGGGACCGGCACCGGGAGCGUGACGGGAGGGCACCGGAACGGGAGUAUGAGUUUAAGUACGCCGAGAAGAGCGGGGGCCCGGGUGGCCCCGCCCGGAAGCCGGGGGAGGGGUGUGGCAAGAUUGUCCUGAAGCAAAUCCACAGCGGAUCCUCGGAGAAUGAUAAUUCGCCGCCGGGCGCUGGGAACGGACCGGGUGGGGCCAAGGUGGGCGCCGGAGGGCGCAGUGCAUACCUUGGCCUUCCCACCCACCAGCAGGGCGCGGGGGUGUAUGAUCCUUCGGGGGGUGAUUUUUUAGACGAGGGCGCCUGCACCCGCACACCGCCGCGGGCCGAGUUCAACAUCCGGAAGGAGGUGGACAAUCGGAGCGAGAGCAAGUCGUCCGAUUCCGGCUCGACGAACAAGAAGAAGAAGGUGCGUGGGGUGGGGAAGAAGCAGGCGGCAAAACCGGCGAAGGCCACGAAGAAGCCGGACUCGCCGAGCGAGGAGGAACCCCCGCAGGCCAGCGGCUCGUCGGAGGUCGUGACCGAGGCGCAGGUGCACCCGGAGCCGGCGUCGGCGUCGGCGCCAGCGCCAGUGGUUCCGGCGCCGGAACCGGAACCGAUGAGCAAGUCGACGGAGGAUGACGGGGCGGCCACGGAUGCGACGUACACGAUCGAGCAGAAAACCCGGUCCGACGUCGAGGGGCUCAGCGAGACGGACGAGCGGGGCACGAAGGCCAAGCAAGCCAAGCCGGUCACGGAAACGAUCCGCGAAGAGGUAAAGGACGAGCAGGUGGCGGUGGUGGAGGUACGCCAGGAUCGGUCGGCGCUGCGGUCCGCCAAGGACGGCAAAAGUCGCUCCAAGUCGGAAUCGUCCGACAAGGAGGGAGUGGUGGUGGCAGCGCCCCCACCCCCACCUCCACCACCACCACCCCCACCACCUUCACCUCCUUCGGUGCCGGAGCCGGAACCUACCCCAGCACAACCAACACUGCCAGAGCCGACGCUCGUCGAAGAACCGACGCUGGAGGAGGACGCCGGGAGGGCGUUUGACAGUGAGUCGCUGAUAGCGGAAGAAUCCUUGCCACCGUUGGUGGACCCCGAGGAGCUGGUGGAAGCCCCAUCGGCCCCGCCGGCCCCGCUGGCCCCACCGGUCCCACCGGUCCCUGUUGAGCCGCCGGAGAAGCCUGCCGAAAGUUCGCCACCGGCAGCGGUGAAGUCCAGCGAAGAAAAACCCGAGGAGAAGCCUCCAGGCCCCGAGAAGGAGGAUAAGCCCACUCCAGCUCCGGCUCUGGUGGAGCCCAAAGAGCGACCGAAGCUGCGCCGCUCGGUCGAGUCCAAAAUGGAGAGCGUCGAAGAGGAACAACCGCCGGUGAAGGUCGAGGAUCCGGCCCCGAAGAAGCUAGAGGAACCCAGCCCGGCGCUGGACCAGGCGAAGGUAGACCAGACGCGGGGCUUUUUCGUGAACCUGGAAGACUCGGAACAGGACGACGAGAAGAAGAAGAAGAAGAUCAAAAAGAAACCGCGGCUCAAGGAGGGCGCCGACGCGGAGCAGCAACAGGAACAGCAGAGCAGCAAGGAUCAGGACUCGGGCUUCGAGCCGAGCCCGCAGGCCGUCCGCAGUAAGCCGACCGUGUUCGAGCGGCCGACCACGCACACGGCCACGUUGCCCCGCCGCUCCGCGUUUACGAUGAUCGAAGAGCGGGCCGUCAGUUCGAGGCCGGAUGGCCGGAAACCGGGCGACAAGAGCGCGGUCAACAUGACGACCGUCCAGCAGUCGAUCCAUCGCAACAUCCGCAGAUAUUAUAUGGAAAGAAAAAUUUUCCAACACUUGUUAGAACUGAAAAGCUUGCAAAUUCGGUCGACGAAAGUGAACGAGUCGGUGCUGGUGAAGCGGGCCGUGGACGACUAUCACCGGUCGACGAUCGAGCUCGGCUACGAGACGGGCAGCACGCUGAAGCGGUACCCGUACACCGAGUACUCGUUCCGGAACUUCGAGCUCUUCCUGUACGACACGCUCAAGAGCCUGCAGAAGAAGGAGACCUACAACUUCCAGAACAUCUCCGAGGUCUACGAUGAGGCCGAACGCAGACUCAGCCCGGAUGUCAGCCGGUACGAGCGGGCCCUGAACUGUACGACCAAAACACACCGCUGUCUUCAUGCGACCCACGCCUACACGGGCAUCCCCUGCGCAGCCUACAUACCGAUGAUGAACCAUCACACGAUACCGAAGCUCGGGUUCGGGCCGUACAAAUCGAGCUCGACCAGCGGGGUCGGGAGCUUCUUCCUGCCGAAAAUCCUUACGCACGCCACCGACCGCAGCUGCCCCGGAGGGAAGGUGGCCCUGGAGCUGACGCACGGCAACAGUAAGCAGGUCAUUUCACUGCCAUCGGAGAAGCUCGAUAGCAAUAAGCGAUACUACGUAACGUUUACCCUUAACCCCAACGCUCCCACUGACGGUGCACCUCCCUCGCCCGCAGGACCCCACGCCGGGCCCCAGCCCCACGAGCAGCAGCCCCACGAGCAGCAGCAGCCACCAGAUCGUGAUGCCCAAGAUAACGCUCAGCCACAGCGGCAACGGCAGCAGCACCCUCCAGGCCAGCACCUUUCAGCCGCGAUCCCUGCAGACCACCACCAGCAGCAGCAGCAGCCGCAACUCCGGCCACAACCUGCUGAGCCACAAUCGCAGCCCAGUGCCCUUCCCGCAGUAGCUCUGGAGGGAGCGCUAUCGACCUAG